CUGGCAGGUGAAGGGCCCCGGGCCUAGGACGGUGCUCCGAGGCGGAAGGAGCCGCUGUGCGGCGGGGAGGCCAAGUCCAGAGCCUGGAGGCGCGCGGGGGUGGGCGCUGCAGCCGCGGGUUGUUUAUCUGGAGUACGGAGGGGAGAGGGGAGCCUGGAAACCGCCCCGUGUCCCAUUUCCUCCUCUUGUUUUCGCUCCGGAUUCUCCAUGUUGGACCCAAACUGAGGAGCCCGGAGCUGCCGCCGGGGGAUCGGGGCCGGGGGCACCCGGGGGAGCCGCUGCCCGGGCCGCCCGCUCUCCUAAAGGCAGCCUCCCUUCCCGGCUCCGGGAGGGAACGCGAGCAGGGAUGUGAACAGCCAUAGGAGUCAGAGUGCUCGGAGCCCCAGCCCGAGCGGGCCCCCGCCUAGGCCCCCCAGCCCAGCCCAGCCCAGCCUGCGCGUCCGCCCGUCCUCCCGCCCAGGCAGCCCGGGCCCGCGGGUUUGUUAGAUGGAACACGGCUCCAUCAUCACCCAGGCGCGGAGGGAAGACGCCCUGGUGCUCACCAAGCAAGGCCUGGUCUCCAAGUCCUCUCCUAAGAAGCCUCGUGGACGUAACAUCUUCAAGGCCCUCUUCUGCUGCUUCCGUGCCCAGCAUGUUGGCCAGUCAAGCUCUUCCACGGAGCUUUCUGCUUAUAAGGAGGAAGCCAACACCAUUGCUAAGUCGGACCUGCUCCAGUGUCUUCAGUACCAGUUUUAUCAGAUCCCAGGGACCUGCCUGCUCCCAGAGGUGACUGAGGAAGACCAAGGAAGGAUCUGUGUGGUCAUUGACCUGGACGAAACCCUCGUGCACAGCUCCUUUAAGCCUAUCAACAACGCCGACUUCAUAGUGCCUGUAGAGAUUGAGGGAACCACUCACCAGGUUUAUGUGCUCAAGAGGCCUUAUGUGGAUGAAUUCCUGAGGCGAAUGGGGGAACUUUUUGAGUGUGUUCUCUUCACUGCCAGCCUGGCCAAGUACGCUGACCCGGUAACAGAUCUGCUGGACAGGUGUGGCGUGUUUCGGGCCCGCCUGUUCCGGGAGUCCUGUGUGUUCCACCAGGGCUGCUAUGUCAAAGACCUCAGCCGCCUGGGCAGGGACCUGAGGAAAACCCUCAUCUUGGACAAUUCGCCUGCGUCUUACAUCUUCCACCCUGAGAAUGCAGUCCCUGUGCAGUCCUGGUUUGAUGACAUGGCAGACACUGAGCUGCUGAACCUGAUUCCCAUCUUUGAGGAGUUGAGUGGAGCAGAGGAUGUCUACACCAGCCUUGGGCAGCUGCGGGCCCCCUAGCCUUCAUUGCUCCUGAUGGCAAUGGCCAUCCCAGUAGGGGACUUCCCUACACUGUGCCUUUACGAUCUGCCUGACAGACAAACCAGAAGCUGGAACGUCUCACCAAAUCAGGCCUGGAAAUAGACGUUAUUGGAAAGCUCUAGGACAGGUUAGAUGCAGAGAGGCAGGCCUCAGACCAAGGAUACCCAGAGUUAGCUGCCUGUGCCCUGAGUGGCCUCCCAAGCUGGAUGCGAGCAGGUGCAGGUGCACGUGUGUGUGUGAGACCGUGAACAAUAGCCCUGGGGUACAAAUGAUUCCGUUUGGGAGGGAAGCUGAGAGAUCAACACUUUCCCCGGUUGGUCUGUCUCCUGUCCAGAUAUCCUGAGAGCUGCUGUGCUCUGUAGGGAUGAAGACUAUUGAAGGCCUUAUUGCCAAGCCCCGGGCCUUUCCUCAGUGUUGCAAGGUUGCCAAGGAGAAAGGAGGGGUCGGAGGCUGCCUUUAGCUGCCCUGGGCACACACUUUACCGAAUCCUUUCUCCAGCCAGCUGCUACAGCCAGAAAGACGUUUUGGGAAGAGGAAAAUGUGUUUCCACAACUUGCUGCCCCAGUGUUCACCACGCCCUGUGGCCCAAGGGCUGCGCCUGCCUCCAGCCCCGGUGCUGGGUUCUUUCUGUGUCUCCCCAAGACUUGGGUACCCAGCCUGCCUUCCUCAUCACCUAGCCAUAGUCUUCACCAAGUGGGGAAGGAAGUCUUCUCCCUGGCCUGGAAGAGGACAGAUCACUGAUUUCCGUUCUUUUGACUCUUUAAAAAUCCACUUUGCAAACGUGGUGUGUCGGACCUGUUCUGUUCAUGACAAAGCUACAGUCCUGGACCUGAGAUAAACGCGGGAAGCACUGAUGUGCCGGGAAGAAGGAACUCCCCAAAGCGUGAGGGUGUGUCCCCGUGGCUUGUGGGUCGACCAGGCUCAGACUGGAAGUGUGCUCUUCAGGGAUUCUCUGUGGUGCUGGGGCCCGGACUUGGACUCCAGGGUCCGGGAAGGCAGGCGCCGAGGCCCUCCUGCUCUUGGACAGGGCUCCCUCCUGUUGACUUCCUCCGGAGCCUGCCUUCUGCCAAGCUCGCUCUCUGCUUCAGUCCUCGUCCCGUCCCUCCUGGCUUGCUCUCUCCAGGCCCUCCUGCGUUGCUGGGACUGAGGGGGAGAGGAUGUUCUCACCUUUCAUUUCACCCUCCUCCUCCUGCAGGUGCCUCCUAUCUCUGGUCCGGGUGUGGACACGUGCUUCACCCCUGCAUUUUCCAAAUCUCUUGCUUUCAGAGUUUAAGAGAACGCUUAAAAAAAAAUCCUAUAAUGAGAAUUUCCCCAAGAUAGAAAACAAAAGGGAAAGUGCUGGAAUCAGGGAUAUGGCUCUGUGGCUCAGCAGUAGGUAUUUGCCUGGCAUGUGUGAGCCCCUGAUUCUGUCCCAGGCACCGCUCCGAAAGGGAGGGGGGUGCUGCUACAGUUGGGAGCACAAGGGGCCCCUCCCCAAAGGGGAGCCCCACCUCAGCAUCACUGCCUUAAUCAUGACCUCCCCUGGGGCGGGGUGGGGCUCUCUCCUCCCCCUCCCCCCCCCCUCCCCCUUUCCCCUCCCUCCUCGCUCUCCCUGGAGGCAGGUGUUCCAAAGCAUUUGUAAAUUGCUACAGGUGCAGGGACACCGCCUGCUCAGGACUCGGCCCCAUUACUUGCUCAGUUCCUACUCAUUUUCGGUCCAGUCCGAUAAUGAGCUCACCAGUUGGAAGAGACGGUGGAGCAGCCGCCACAGCGUCUGAGUGAUGGCCGUCUGGCUGGCCUCUCUCCAGCACCUCCCCUUAUCCCAAGGUUGUGAGGCCUUAUUUUUCCCUUGUGGUGUUGCCAAGUGGAACAGAAUCCCCAGAGACCCAGGCAUCCUUCCCUGGAGUCUGGGGGCUUGGGGGUGCUGCAGAGAGGGGAAAGUGCCCCAGCGGCCAGCCCAGAGCGCUGUUUCCUGAAGGAAGGUGGGGGCUUCCCAUUCUCAGACCAAUUGUGGCUUCUGUCCAGGCCCGGCCACUGCCCGAAUCCACUCCCCACCCCCAUGGUAAGAGCCAGAUCUGCCCUCCAGGCCCACCAGGCUUCUCUGACUAAGCAAUAAGAGGCUCUGAGCUGAUCCGGCCCUCGGAACCCCUUCUGCCCCCCCUAUUUUCAUGUGUCAAGGAAGAACCAUGCCACCCCUCCCCUGUCAGACUUGUCCCGGUUCUCUGAGACCCUCCUGCCCAGCGCCCGGCCACUCUGGUGGGCGUGUCCUGCUGUUCCCGCAUGAAGCCUGCCUGCCUGCAGCCCGUUUCCCAUAAUGCUCACCCUUCCCCAGAGAAGCAACUCUGCCAAAUCCACCUGAACUGGACCCACCCCACCGUGCGGCUCCGCCAGUGCACGGCCGUCAUUUGCUGUCUGGUUUUGGUUUCAGUGUGCCAAUGGCAGUAAUCAGUGGCCCAACCUACUCCUGAGGUAUCAGGCCAGACUUCAGAGGAGGGCAAGGUCAUCCCGGGCGCUGGUCAAGGGCCUCCACCAGCGGUACCUCCUGGAGGCUGGUCUCCAGGGAGCAGUAGGCCUCUGCCUGGCCAGCACCAUCUCAAGCCAUGCCAGGAAUCUGCCCGCCUGCCAGGUUCAGUUCUUUAAGGUGCCUCUUCAGGGACACGGUGUGUCUCUCUGAUUGGGCUUCAAAAUCAGCCUGAUGUUCGUGUCCCUCUCAUAGGGGGAGCUUUGGACACAGGACCAGUGUGGAAAGGGUCCACUAGGAGUGUCCACUCUGCACAUUGUAGAGGGGACGCUCUGGAGGCCCCUGGGUCCCUUACAAUAGAGUAAAUUUGCCUUCCGUUCACCGGGGACCUUCUGUUUCCUUCCCUCUUGCCUCCCAAAGAUUUUGACAUUUUGUACGGUAUAACCACACCCCUCUGAGUGGCCCAGAAGCUUCUUCGUGCUCAAAGCAUGAGAAGUGUAACGGUCUCCAUUCCCUAGGAAUAGACCCCCCCUUCAGUUCUGCUGCCUCUCCCCGCUCCUGCGCCUCGGUCAGGCAGUCUUGGCACAGGGUCAUCCUGUACUCCAUGUCCCGGCCAGGCCAAGUGUCUUGAGGACGGGAAGCCUGUUUUCCCCUUGAAGUCUUCAGUUGGUCACUUACCACUGUCCUUCCCCCAACUCCCCUUGUUCUUUGUAAACUGGGCUUUUAAUUUUGUCUCUGAUGCCAGCCAAUGCUUGCAGGGAGGGAAGACGGGUCUGACGAGCUCUCCCGUUUCUGUGAUGCUGUCGGCCUUCCCCGGACCCUCCUCUUUGCGCCCCUUGAGCUUCUUUGCUCCUAGUCACCCCAGGGUUGACGCAUCCCAUGUCAUGCCACCCUUCCCCCUUCAAGAUGCCAUUUGGAGGGCAGGGGAUCAGCUUUCCACCGUGACUCGGUGGGAUCCCAAUAGCCCUCUCACAGGUUCAUGGUUUGAUAAAUUUGUUGUAUUCAAAAACUUGAAAUGUAGGACGCCACCAAGUGUCUGUUUAUAUUUUUGGAAUAUUUGUAUUACUUACAAUUAAUAAAAGCGGUUUUAAAACCCUGUCCUGGAAUGGG
Molecule: messenger RNA, 4873 nt
Organism: Sorex fumeus (smoky shrew)
Lineage: Eukaryota; Metazoa; Chordata; Mammalia; Eulipotyphla; Soricidae
Gene: CTDSP2
Product: CTD small phosphatase 2
Exons: 8
Coding region: 487-1302 (271 amino acids)
Molecular function (GO): RNA polymerase II CTD heptapeptide repeat phosphatase activity
Source: RefSeq, a predicted model, not a curated record